AUUAUAAAUAUAUUGUUUUUUUGUGAAUUUUUAAAGGAAAACAUACAAACAAAAUGGGAAACGAAGCAUCGCUUCCGAUGGAGAUGUGCUCCAACUUCGAUGCCGACGAGAUAAAGAGGUUGGGAAAGAGAUUUCGCAAACUAGAUCUCGACAACAGUGGCUCACUAUCGGUGGAUGAGUUCAUGUCAUUACCAGAACUACAACAGAAUCCACUCGUGCAACGAGUCAUCGAUAUCUUCGACACCGAUCGUAACGGAGAAGUCGACUUCAAAGAGUUUAUACAAGGAGUCUCUCAAUUCAGUGUUAAAGGAGAUAAAGAAUCAAAACUUAGGUUUGCGUUCAGAAUCUAUGACAUGGAUAACGACGGCUUCAUAUCAAAUGGAGAACUAUUUCAAGUGCUGAAAAUGAUGGUCGGAAACAAUCUAAAGGAUACACAACUGCAACAAAUUGUCGACAAAACGAUUGUCUUUGCCGACAAAGACGAAGACGGAAAGAUCUCUUUUGAAGAGUUUUGUUCCGUUGUAGGGAAUACUGAUAUUCAUAAGAAAAUGGUAGUCGACGUCUAGGUCUGGCCAAAAGACUUGU
Messenger RNA from Oppia nitens, 585 nucleotides. RefSeq names its product calcineurin subunit B type 2. Gene Ontology annotation, molecular function: calcium-dependent protein serine/threonine phosphatase regulator activity; calcium ion binding. The record is from RefSeq and is a predicted model, not a curated record. The coding region runs from base 54 to 566 and encodes 170 amino acids. NCBI's taxonomy places the organism in Eukaryota, Metazoa, Arthropoda, Arachnida, Sarcoptiformes, Oppiidae. The transcript is spliced from 6 exons.